ACCUUCCUUUACAUCAUUUUCGAGGCUUAUUAAAUCAAGGCUUGCUCGAACAAGUGAAUUAGACAUUUUAAUAAUCACUUAAAAAAAUUAUCAAAACAAUAAAUAAAUAUUAAAUACCAUAUUUUAAUGCCAAAUGUCAACAACAUGUGAUGUUGGCGUAAUAUCUCUAUGGAUGUUUGCAUCCACAACAGUGAUGGUUGUUAGAGUAUAAUCUAUUUUUUUUACAUAAAUAAUAUAUACAUUAAUUAUGCUGAGAAUUCUACGAAAAUCUACAAAAAGGUUUAAUAAUGGACGAAAAAAUGUCAGUACAUGGUCUCCCUUGGCGAUGGCCUUUAAUUCAGGAUUUUCAGAGUUUUAUGAAACUAAUUUAUCGCGAAAAACAGUUGGACUUUUUGGAAUUCCUGAGCUGCAAACAGCUGAUGGAUUUCAUAAGCUCAAAGAUCAGGCUAUUCUUGAUACAGAUAAUUUAAUUGCUGAAGCAACAAGUUCUUCAAGAAAAAGAAAAAUGGUCCAAAUUUUUGAUGAUUUAUCAGAUGCACUUUGUAAAGUAGCUGACUUGGCAGAAUUCGUUAGGAUGGCUCAUCCUGACAAAAAGUUUGCUGAGGCAGCUGAAGAUUCUUGUAUAGCAGUAAGUGGACUUGUUGAAAAAUUAAAUACUCACCGAUUAUUGUAUAAUACGUUGUCAGAUGUUGUAAAGAACGGAGAUUGCGUAAAAACAACAGACAUUGACAAUCACGUGUCUGAAUUAUUUUUAUUUGAUUUCGAACAAUGUGGCAUUCAUUUACCCGAAAAUUUACGUCAAAGAGUUGUAAUUAUGAAUGAUACUAUAUUACAAGUGGGCCAAAAAUUUAUGGCAGGAACGGUGACACCAAGAAUCGUGAAAAGUGACUUAUUGCCUGAACACAUAAGACAAUUUUUUAUUCAUGAAGGCGAUCAUAUUGUAGUCCAUGGUCUUUAUUCAGAAUCAACCAAUGCAUUAGCUCGAGAAGCAGCUUAUAAGAUAUUUUUAUACCCAGAUGAACAUCAAGAAAGUUUAUUAAAAGAGUUACUUGAUACACGACAUUCUUUAGCAGAAAUUUGUGGCUUUCAAUCUUACGCUCACAGAGCUAUAAAAGGAAGUACUGUUGAAACACCUGAGGCAGUAUGUAAUUUCUUAAAUAUUUUGAAUAGUGAAUUGAAAAAACGAGCACAAAAAGAUUUCGAUGUCAUGCAAGAAAUGAAGAAAGCAGAGUCUUCAGUCCAGCAAGAUUUGAUGCCUUGGGAUACAUCAUAUUUCACUUCCCAAGUAAAAAAAGUUUGGCUUGGAACAUCUAAUACUGAACUUACUCCUUAUUUUUCUCUUGGAACAUGUAUGGAUGGUUUAAAUAUUCUUACCCAAUCAUUAUAUGGAGUUAAAUUAGAAGCUGAACCAGUCCUUCCUGGAGAAGUUUGGGCUCCGAAUAUUCAAAAGCUUGCAGUAGUUUGUGAGACUGAAGGAACUCUAGGAUAUAUUUACUGUGAUUUUUUCGAGAGAGAAGGGAAGCCUAAUCAAGACUGUCAUUUUACAAUUAGAGGAGGAAGACUGUUAUCUGAUGGAUCUUAUCAAAAUCCAGUAGUAGUUUUAAUGCUCUCUUUACCAGUACCACGAUGGUCUAGUCCAUGUCUUUUAAAUCCCAUGUGUGUCGAUAAUUUAUUCCAUGAAAUGGGACAUGCUUUACAUUCAAUGCUAGGUAGAACUCAAUACCAACAUGUUACAGGUACAAGAUGUAGUGCAGAUUUUGCUGAGGUACCUAGUAUUUUUAUGGAAUACUUUGCCAGUGAUCCUAGAGUUGUCAAACUUUUUGCUAAACAUUAUCAGACUCAAGAACCUCUAUCAGAAAAGUUACUAGACAAACUUUGUGCUUCAAAAAGUGUUUUCCCAGCAUCUGAGUUACAAACUCAAGUAUUUUAUAGUAUGUUGGAUCAAGUUUAUCAUUCGAAAAAAUUGGAAACAUCAACUACCCAAGUUUUAGCUGAUAUUCAAAAAAAUUAUUACAAUCUUCCAUACGUCAAUAACACAGCUUGGCAACUCAGAUUUUCUCAUUUAGUAGGAUAUGGUGCGAAGUAUUACUCUUAUUUAAUUUCACGAGCUAUUGCUUCGUGGAUAUGGCAAACAUAUUUUCAAAAAGAUCCCUUCAGUCGAUCAUCUGGAGAAAAAUAUAGGAGAGAAUGUCUAGCUCAUGGAGGUGGAAAGCCAUCAUCCAAAGUCGUAUCUGAUUUUUUAAAUCAAGAAGCUAAUGGCGAAAAUUUUGCGAAAUCUCUACUCACAGAAAUUGAUGCAAAAGAUGAACAUGUUCAGAGUAUUAUUCAGGCUAAAAAAUGAAUUUUUCUGUACAAUAUUCUUGAAAUUGUAAUAUUUAACAAACAGUAAAUUGCAUAAAUAAUUUCGUAAAAUGAGUAUUAAUCAUUUUCGUUGUAUUUUUAUUAC
Chelonus insularis is the source of this 2446-nucleotide messenger RNA. RefSeq names its product mitochondrial intermediate peptidase. The record is from RefSeq and is a predicted model, not a curated record. Bases 248 to 2341 code for a protein of 697 amino acids. Gene Ontology annotation, molecular function: metalloendopeptidase activity. Lineage: Eukaryota; Metazoa; Arthropoda; Insecta; Hymenoptera; Braconidae. Gene Ontology annotation, cellular component: mitochondrion. The transcript is spliced from 3 exons. Gene Ontology annotation, biological process: peptide metabolic process.